This is a messenger RNA of Alligator sinensis (Chinese alligator), 687 nucleotides long. It is a transcript of the gene AANAT, whose product is annotated as aralkylamine N-acetyltransferase. Bases 70 to 687 code for a protein of 205 amino acids. The record is from RefSeq and is a predicted model, not a curated record. The transcript has 3 exons. Gene Ontology annotation, cellular component: cytoplasm. Gene Ontology annotation, molecular function: aralkylamine N-acetyltransferase activity. Gene Ontology annotation, biological process: response to light stimulus; melatonin biosynthetic process; circadian rhythm. Lineage: Eukaryota; Metazoa; Chordata; Crocodylia; Alligatoridae.
UUUACUGAUAUAGUAACUUGCCGGUGACCAAAAGGCAUUUCCAGAGGGCAGCAGCACAGGAGACAGGAGAUGUCAGUGAUCAGCGCCCUGCCAUUCCUGAAGCCCGUUCACCUGAUGUCUCCCCGCAGCUCCCCCGGACGCCAGCGCCGACACACGCUCCCGGCCAGCGAGUUCCGGUGCCUCAGCCCCGAGGAUGCCAUCAGCGUCUUUGAGAUCGAGAGGGAAGCAUUUAUAUCUGUUUCGGGCGAUUGCCCCCUGCACAUGGAUGAGAUCCGACACUUCCUGAACUUGUGCCCAGAGCUGUCACUUGGCUGGUUUGAAGAAGGCCGACUGGUCGCUUUCAUUAUAGGAUCUCUUUGGGACCAGGACAAACUCAGCCAGGAUGCCAUGACUCUGCACAAGCCCCAUGGCACCACGGUCCACAUCCAUGUGCUGGCAGUGCACCGCACCUUCCGCCAGCAGGGCAAGGGCUCCAUCCUGAUGUGGCGCUACCUGCAGUACCUGCGCUGCCUGCCCUACGUGCGGCAGGCUGUGCUCAUGUGCGAGGACUUCUUGGUCCCCUUCUACCAGAAGUGCGGCUUCCGGGUGCUGGGCCCCUGCGAGGUCACCGUGGGUGCAUUGGCCUUCGUCGAGAUGCAGUGCGCCGUGGGGGGCCAUGCCUUCAUGCGCAGGAACAGCGGGUGCUGA